AUGAUGAACAGAAAAUUGAUACUUAGCGCUUGUAGGUAACUAAAGUAAAGACAGAGUAUUUUCGCCUUUGCUCAGUAGAGAACUUUUGCCACUGGAACUUCAGAAUAAUCAAGAUAGGAGAAAAUCGACUUUGGGUUUAAGGAUGUUAACUAUGAAGAAAAGGAGAAAAUGGUUAGAUAAGUAUUCAGCAAUGUUGCUGACAGCUAUGAUGUGAUGAAUGAUGCAAUGAGUCUAGGAGUUCAUAGAUGCUGGAAAGAUCAGUUUGUUAAUCAAUUAGGACCCCUUAGAACUAGAAGAGUCGUAGUUGAGACUUCUAAUCAAGAGAGAGAAGAAAAAUUAAAGGUCAUUGAUGUAGCUGGAGGCACUGGCGAUAUUUCCUUCAGAAUACUCAAUAAAGCCAAGAAAGACUCACCCACUCAGCUUUCUGUGGAUAUCACUGUGUCAGAUAUUAACCCUAAUAUGCUUGAAGUAGGCAAGAAGAGAGCUGUAGAGCAAGGCUUAUUCCAUGACUUAUCGUUUAUGGAACUAAAUGCAGAGAACCUAUCAAACCUCAAGAGUGACGACUUUGAUAUCUACACAAUAGCUUUUGGAAUCAGAAACGUGACUGACAGACAAAAGGCUUUGAAAGAGGCUUAUAGAGUACUUAGAAAGGGUGGUAGAUUUAUGUGUCUCGAGUUCUCUGAAGUUGAAGUACCAGGCUUGAAGCAAUUCUAUGAUUUCUACUCAUUCAACAUCAUUCCACAGUUAGGAUAGUUCAUCGCUAAUGACAUAGAUUCCUAUUAAUAUUUAGUUGAGAGCAUCAGAAAAUUCCCAAAGCAAGCUGAGUUCGCAAAGCUGAUUGAAGAUGCUGGAUUCAAAGCAGUCACUUACACUAAUCUUACUGGAGGAAUUGUUGCUAUUCACUCAGGGUUCAAAGUAUGA
This is a messenger RNA of Stylonychia lemnae, 921 nucleotides long. The record is from the annotation of a GenBank genome assembly. Lineage: Eukaryota; Ciliophora; Spirotrichea; Sporadotrichida; Oxytrichidae.